UCUUGGCAAAGUUUCAGUGCGACGAGAGGCGCCGGGCGCUCCAUGGCCGCGCCGUAACCGGGACCCAGCCGCCUCCCCGCCCAGCCCAGCCCAGCCCUUCCGCCCGCCCAGGAUGGAGGCGCCCGCCAGCGCGCAGACCCCGCACCCGCACGAGCCCAUCAGCUUCGGCAUCGACCAGAUCCUUAACAGCCCGGACCAGGACAGCGCAUCCGCCCCGCGGGGCCCCGACGGCGCCAGCUACCUGGGAGGCCCCCCCGGGGGCCGUCCGGGCGCCACAUACCCAUCUCUGCCCGCCUCUUUUGCCGGCCUUGGCGCGCCCUUCGAGGACGCAGGAUCUUACAGUGUCAACCUGAGCCUGGCGCCCGCCGGCGUGAUCCGGGUGCCGGCGCACAGGCCGCUGCCCGGGGCCGUGCCGCCGCCUUUGCCAAGUGCGCUACCCGCCAUGCCCUCCGUGCCCGCGGUCUCCAGCCUGGGAGGCCUCAAUUUCCCCUGGAUGGAGAGCAGCCGCCGCUUCGUGAAAGACCGUUUCACAGCGGCGGCCGCACUCACGCCCUUCACCGUGACCCGGCGCAUCGGGCACCCCUACCAGAACCGGACGCCGCCCAAGCGUAAGAAGCCGCGCACGUCCUUUUCCCGGGUGCAGAUCUGCGAGCUGGAAAAGCGCUUCCAUCGCCAGAAGUAUCUGGCCUCGGCCGAGAGGGCGGCGCUCGCCAAGUCCCUCAAAAUGACGGACGCGCAGGUCAAGACCUGGUUCCAAAACCGGAGGACCAAGUGGCGGCGGCAGACGGCGGAGGAGCGGGAGGCGGAGCGCCAGCAGGCGAGCCGGCUCAUGCUGCAGCUGCAACACGACGCCUUCCAAAAGAGCCUCAACGACUCCAUCCAGCCCGACCCGCUCUGUCUGCACAACUCGUCGCUCUUUGCGCUGCAGAAUCUGCAGCCCUGGGAGGAGGAUAGUUCCAAGGUCUCCGCCGUCACUUCGCUGGUGUGAGCCCACCAGCGCGCACAGUCGCCAAGGAACGCCGCCCCCACCCAGCGGGGCGCCCCGGACCCCCCCAGCCGGGCUGCUGGGGAACCGGGGCCGAGAGGGGAAGGGGCCGUCCAGCUCGAGUGGGCCCCAGGGCGCGGCUGCUGACUGGUCGGCCGCGGAGGGGAGUCGGGCCCGGGCUCCGCGCGGCCGCACAAUCCGAGCCCCCGCUCCGCGCCCCGUCCCGCCCCAGGCCCGGGCCUGACAAAGAAAGCGCCUUACGUUUCUCCGCCCCCCGCCCGCACCCCCCGGGCCGGGCGCCUGUAUUAUACUUUGUACUUUUGCCCAAACGUGUAAAUAAUAAAAAGUUUUGGCUUUUUUCUUUAGAAACUGGCCACCUGCUUCCCCUGCGGGGGCCGCUGGAGGAGGGGCCGCCGACCCGGCAGCUGGGGCAAGUGCCAGGGGCCCGGGGCACCCUGCGUUUAGGCUGGGUCCACUCUUCUUCUUUUCGGUUCCUUUUAUUUAAGUCGUUUUAUUUAAUAAUAAAAAAAAAGUUAGCUAUUUCA
Saimiri boliviensis boliviensis (Bolivian squirrel monkey) is the source of this 1530-nucleotide messenger RNA. RefSeq names its product T cell leukemia homeobox 3 (gene TLX3). The record is from RefSeq and is a predicted model, not a curated record. NCBI's taxonomy places the organism in Eukaryota, Metazoa, Chordata, Mammalia, Primates, Cebidae. Gene Ontology annotation, biological process: regulation of transcription by RNA polymerase II; animal organ development. Gene Ontology annotation, cellular component: nucleus. Gene Ontology annotation, molecular function: DNA-binding transcription factor activity, RNA polymerase II-specific; RNA polymerase II cis-regulatory region sequence-specific DNA binding.